AUGACUGAAAAACAACUCGAUCUUCUAACAAAUUUUUUUCAACAAACACAUUUAGGUAAAAUGAGUUUAAUUACAUUAAUACAAAAUUUACCGAAUAAUAAACAACCUUAUAUACCUGAAAUAACUUAUGAUGAAAAUGGACGAUAUUUAAAAUUAAAACAAGAUGAUAGUAUAAGAAAAAUGUUUACAGAAAAAUCAAUUCAACGAAUUGAACAAGAUACGAAUUCUAUUGAUGAUAUCAUUCAACAACGAACUAGUUCAGUUUUACCAUCGUCAUCAAUCGAAGAACGAUACGAUUCUAUUGCUAAGGAAUUCAAUCUAUCUUUAUCUACUAUUGAAAAACAAUAUGAAUUAGCUUUAAAGAAUCGUAUUGAAAUACCACCGAUUUUAAUGCGUCGUAUUAUAAUUGAUGCUAUUGGAAUUCUUCAUAUAAUGAUGAAUGAACUCAAUGAUGAUACCGGAAAAAAUCAUGAAAAAUCCAAACGAAUAUCUAAACGUCUCAAGGAACUAGAAGCUUAUAAUAAAUUAUUCGAUCAUCAUUGUUAA
Messenger RNA from Adineta steineri, 546 nucleotides. The record is from the annotation of a GenBank genome assembly. Lineage: Eukaryota; Metazoa; Rotifera; Eurotatoria; Adinetida; Adinetidae.